Messenger RNA from Menidia menidia (Atlantic silverside), 936 nucleotides. Lineage: Eukaryota; Metazoa; Chordata; Actinopteri; Atheriniformes; Atherinopsidae. The record is from the annotation of a GenBank genome assembly.
AUGAGGUGUGGAUCAGGGCCUUUGGUAGAGUGGCGUGAGGCGGGAUUUCAUGAGGAGGGGGAUACUCACGCCGGGGCGUGGGGGAGCUCCGCCGCGGCCCACAUCAACUCCAUCUCCGGGGGCGGCCAGCAGCAGCAGCCGCCGCCGCUCCUCUACUCCCAGCCCGGAGGGUUCACCGUCAACGGGAUGCUGAGCCCCGGCGGCCAGGGCCUCGUCCACCCGGGGCUGGUGCGCGGGGACACGCCGGACCUGGACCACGGCUCCCACCACCACCACCACCACCACAACCAGCACCACCACCAACACCACCAGCAGCAGCACGCGCACCAGCACGCGCUCCACGGCGCCCAGCACGGAGACCCGCACUCGGACGACGACACGCCGACGUCGGACGACCUGGAGCAGUUCGCCAAGCAGUUCAAGCAGCGGCGGAUCAAGCUCGGCUUCACGCAGGCGGACGUGGGCCUGGCGCUGGGCACCCUGUACGGCAACGUCUUCUCCCAGACCACCAUCUGCCGGUUCGAGGCGCUGCAGCUCAGCUUCAAGAACAUGUGCAAGCUGAAGCCGCUGCUGAACAAGUGGCUGGAGGAGGCCGACUCGUCCACGGGCAGCCCCACCAGCAUCGACAAGAUCGCGGCGCAGGGCCGCAAGCGCAAGAAGCGCACCUCCAUCGAGGUGAGCGUCAAGGGCGCCCUGGAGAGCCACUUCCUCAAGUGCCCCAAGCCCUCGGCGCAGGAGAUCGGCGGCCUGGCCGACAGCCUGCAGCUGGAGAAGGAGGUGGUGCGCGUGUGGUUCUGCAACCGGCGGCAGAAGGAGAAGCGCAUGACGCCGCCGGGAGUGGCGCAGACGCCGGAGGAGGCGUACUCUCAGGUCGGCAACGUGAGUGCAGACACGCCGCCCCCCCCUCUCCACGGACUGCAAACGAAUGUUCAGUGA